UUGUGUCACAUAGCUACAACUAACAGAGCUUGUGUUCUGAAGAUGAGAUUCCUGGGGAGGACCUGUUUCAUUGUCUUGAGUUUGCUACCAGCUGUUUCUACACAAGGUGGAAGGGCUGUCAUUGGCUCUGAUCAGCCUGUCAUUGCUGAGGCUGGUGAUGAUGUCAUCCUGCCCUGUCACAUUUCACCCAGAGUCAGUGCUGUGGACAUGGAAGUGAGGUGGUUCAGGGAGAGAUUCGAUAGACCUGUUCAUUUAUAUCAGAACCAAAAUGAUCGGCUCAGCAGACAGGACAGUGACUACCAGGGCCGCACUGCUCUCUCUCCCUCUGCACUGCAGAGAGGUGAUAUCUCUCUAAAUCUGAGAAACCUACGACUCUCUGACCGGGGCGUCUAUACCUGCUCAGCUGAUGAUGGAAGAUGGGCUGAAGACGGACAGACUGAACUGAUAGUUACAGGUGGAUGGCGUGUCGUUGGCUCUGAUCAGCCUGUCAUUGCUGAGCCUGGUCAUGAUGUCAUCCUGCCCUGUCACAUUUCACCCAGAGUCAGUGCUGUGGACAUGGAAGUGAGGUGGUUCAAGGAGAGAGUCGACAUGCCUGUUCAUUUAUAUCAGAACCAAAAGUAUCAGGUCAGCAAACAGGACAGACUUUAUUGGCACCGCACUGCUCUCUCUCCCUCUGCACUGCAGACGGGUGAUAUCUCUCUGCAUCUGAGAAACAUCCAGCCCUUGGAUAGAGGCGUCUAUACUUGCUUAACUGAUGAUGGAAGAUGGAAUGAAGAAGGACAGACUGAAUGA
Molecule: messenger RNA, 792 nt
Organism: Acipenser ruthenus (sterlet)
Lineage: Eukaryota; Metazoa; Chordata; Actinopteri; Acipenseriformes; Acipenseridae
Product: myelin-oligodendrocyte glycoprotein-like
Exons: 3
Coding region: 43-792 (249 amino acids)
Source: RefSeq, a predicted model, not a curated record